UUGGGGGGGGGGGGGGCUUAAUAUAGGACGCCUCUUUUCACUAAACCAAAACCGUUUAGUAUGAUGAAAACACAUUAGAGUACCAUUGAGGCCAUCGCUGUGCAGAUCAUCUACUGAAUUGAAUAUGAAUAUGUGUUCAAAUCGAUGAAAAUGUAGAUACAAUGAAGUUUACUUUACACAAAAAACACACAAAGAAAAUAAAAUGCUUAGUAUUCUGUUUUGUUGUGAAUAUGCGAAAUAUAUCAUCCACGUAUUGAAGCCAUAGUAAUGGUUUAUUGGUAGAAAAUUUGUUUAACUUAGUUUCGAGUUCUGACAUAAAUAGGUCUGCAAGUAUCGGUGCAAGUGGUGAACCCAUUGCUACUCCAUCAGAUUGCACCUAAUAAUUACUCAUAAAUCUAAAUGGUACAUCACAAACGGCUAAUUCUACCAGUCUUAUCAUUUGUUGUCAACUGAAGGGUAUAUCAGCUAUUUUCUUUGGCUUAUAUAACAUAUCUAGUGCAAUCUCAAUAGAUUCUUUUACUGGCACGUUGUUCCUACUGGCAAAAUAAUAAAUUCAUUCUCAAAUUUACAAACACCACGCGUACAUUUUUGGUGACCGUCUAUCACUAUUAUUUUUGAACAAUCUGGGCCGCAUGGAUUAUUCAAGACAUGUGAACUCGAACGAUCGCAAAAUGACUCUAAUGCAUUCGCUGUUGUGUUCCAUAAAAAUAAAUCAACAUCGGUAUUUGAACAUCUAAAAGCAUUCAAAUUAUAUAAACACCAUAUAUUAGACCUGAAAGGUUCGAUAAAAAAAACUAAAUAGUAGAAGAGAAGCCUAUUAGCAAACUUUAUAGAUUAAUUCCUAAUACUGAGAGCUUCAAUUGGCUGAUACGACAUAGAUAUAUAUUUUUUAGUAACAGGUAGAUAUUUUGCUUUCAUAUUUUUAUUAAAACAAACAUAAAAGGUCGAAACAUUUGGUUUUGUCAAAUAUUUUUAAAUUUGUUUUAAUAAAAAUACGAAAGCAAAGUAUAUUUAUAAAACAUCCAAGUUAAUUGAAAAUGACGACGAUCAAAUCGCUUGAUAUCCUGUACAUUAUUCAGUUUUAAUUUAUAAUUACACGCUUUCUCAAAUGCAUCGAAGCUGGUGUGUUCAAAUAAUAAAUCUGCAUCAAAUCGAUUGAACAAUUCUCUCGUAUAUCCAACGGUUCCAAAUAAUAAUAUAACAUUUUUGAAUGAGUGCUUAACUGUAUAAUCCUGCAUGUCAUUUCUCAACAAAUAGUUAGGGUAAAACUCAUUUCUACAAAUAUUACAACACAUUUUCAUGAAUGUAUAUCUUUUAGCCCCAUUACUUGAAUAUAUUGUAGCGUUUUUUCCAAAAACUGGUUUUGAUAAUGCUACGUUACAACAAACAGUUCUUGUUGGUAGUAAAACAGUUGUUCAAUAUUUUUUAAUACCUGGUUGA
Didymodactylos carnosus is the source of this 1440-nucleotide messenger RNA. Lineage: Eukaryota; Metazoa; Rotifera; Eurotatoria; Philodinida; Philodinidae. The record is from the annotation of a GenBank genome assembly.